Haliotis rubra (blacklip abalone) is the source of this 639-nucleotide messenger RNA. Its product is annotated as polycystic kidney disease protein 1-like 3. The record is from RefSeq and is a predicted model, not a curated record. The coding region runs from base 1 to 639 and encodes 212 amino acids. The transcript has a single exon. NCBI's taxonomy places the organism in Eukaryota, Metazoa, Mollusca, Gastropoda, Lepetellida, Haliotidae.
AUGGCUAAUGACACAUCUAUAGAUGGCCGGGACAGUGGUAUGGCUAAAGACACACCUAUAGAUGGUCGGGACAGUGGUAUGGCUAAAGACACACCUACAGAUGGUUGGGACAGUGGUAUGGCUAAAGACACACCUACAGAUGGUCGGGACAGUGGUAUGGCUAAAGACACACCUAUAGAUGGUCGGGACAGUGGUAUGGCUAAAGACACACCUAUAGAUGGUCGGGACAGUGGUAUGGCUAAAGACACACCUAUAGAUGGUCGGGACAGUGGUAUGGCUAAAGACACACAUAUAGAUGGUCGGGACAGUGGUAUGGCUAAAGACACACAUAUAGAUGGCCGGGACAGUAGUAUGGCUAAAGACACACCUAUAGAUGGUUGGGACAGUGGUAUGGCUAAAGACACACCUAUAGAUGGUCGGGACAGUGGUAUGGCUAAAGACACACAUAUAGAUGGCCGGGACAGUAGUAUGGCUAAAGACACACCUAUAGAUGGUUGGGACAGUAGUAUGGCUAAAGACACACCUAUAGAUGGUCGGGACAGUGGUAUGGCUAAAGACACACCUACAGAUGGUCGGGACAGUGGUAUGGCUAAAGACACACUUAUAGAUGGUAUGGCUAAAGGACAGUAUAGAUGGUAG